This is a messenger RNA of Sycon ciliatum, 2501 nucleotides long. Its product is annotated as cotranscriptional regulator ARB2A-like. Gene Ontology annotation, molecular function: siRNA binding. Bases 261 to 2114 code for a protein of 617 amino acids. The record is from RefSeq and is a predicted model, not a curated record. Gene Ontology annotation, biological process: regulatory ncRNA-mediated heterochromatin formation. The transcript has a single exon. Lineage: Eukaryota; Metazoa; Porifera; Calcarea; Leucosolenida; Sycettidae. Gene Ontology annotation, cellular component: nucleus.
AUCUCUUCAGAGCUCCAUUUGUCUAGAAACUCGAGGCGCUUCCUCCUUUGCGGCAGCGAAGCUUGAGUAUAUCAGAUGCGCAAGAAGACGUUGAUCAGCCAUUCGAGCGUCUUCUAUCGAGUCCGGCUUUAUUUUUGCGCACUCUCCACCGCUUGAGUCCGUUGCAGCGAUUGCACAAGCAAGUAUUAGUUCUCCGAGGCUCUAAAUUUCCAAAAGUUUCGGGUCAGCAACCCCUCCCCCACGAGUAAAUUGUACCUCAGAUGGCUGACCGUACCACAUUAAAAUACCUUCCGACGCCCCUGGUUCUUCUCGAAGAAGGAAGCAUGAGCAAGGAAAGUUUCCCAACCACACUAGCUGGAUUCGGCCUCGAGUUCAGUCCCGACGGCGGACGGCUCCUGGAUCGCGACGGCGAAGCGUUCGUCUUCGAUGAGCGCCCUGGCGACAAAGCGUACAAUCAGGCGCGCUACGAGGCGCUGGGAAGAUGCGUAACGGAGCACAUCUACUCGCUCAUGGUGGCCCAGUGUGGCAUGCAACGGGCAAUUGUGCCCAUCGAUUCGGUCAGGGAGGGCGACCCAACGACCUGCCUGUUUCACACCCGUGAUCUGCUCUCGAACGAGUUCAAACUGAUGGUUCUGAUCCAGGGCUCUGGGGCCGUGAGAGCAGGCCAGUGGGCACGGAGCCUCAUCAUCAACGACAGCUUGGAGUCCGGCAGUCAAAUACCGUUCAUCCAGCAAGCCCAGGAGCACAACUAUGCAGUGAUCGUCCUGAAUCCGAAUGAUAACUACGGACUGGACCUUUCCGGCAAGCGGGUUCCCAUCGAGGGAAGCGAGACACCCGAAGCGCACACCGAGUAUGCGUUUGACCACUUUGUGAAGCGCUCGCCGGCCAGAGUCGUGAACAUCGUGGGCCACAGCUAUGGCGGGCACAUCGUCAACGCGCUGGCGAAGAAGUCGGCCGUUUUCCGCGAGCGUGUGACGCAGAUCGCACUGACCGACUCCACCGGAUCGCUGCGCGGCUGUGACGAAGCGACCCAGAGUUGGCUGAGCGAGCGCACCGUCAACUGGGCAUCAUCGGCGGAGAGCAUCGGCACAGCCAUCAAAGAAGCCUCCGGAACGCAGGUGAGAUCCGUGUCCGCUGGCGUAGCGGUUCACGAGCGAACCUCCUCAGCUGCCAUGGACUCCAUCUUUGCUCACUUUGCCGAAGAAGGAAGCAUGAGCAAGGAAAGUUUCCCAACCACACUAGCUGGAUUCGGCCUCGAGUUCAGUCCCGACGGCGGACGGCUCCUGGAUCGCGACGGCGAAGCGUUCGUCUUCGAUGAGCGCCCUGGCGACAAAGCGUACAAUCAGGCGCGCUACGAGGCGCUGGGAAGAUGCGUAACGGAGCACAUCUACUCGCUCAUGGUGGCCCAGUGUGGCAUGCAACGGGCAAUUGUGCCCAUCGAUUCGGUCAGGGAGGGCGACCCAACGACCUGCCUGUUUCACACCCGUGAUCUGCUCUCGAACGAGUUCAAACUGAUGGUUCUGAUCCAGGGCUCUGGGGCCGUGAGAGCAGGCCAGUGGGCACGGAGCCUCAUCAUCAACGACAGCUUGGAGUCCGGCAGUCAAAUACCGUUCAUCCAGCAAGCCCAGGAGCACAACUAUGCAGUGAUCGUCCUGAAUCCGAAUGAUAACUACGGACUGGACCUUUCCGGCAAGCGGGUUCCCAUCGAGGGAAGCGAGACACCCGAAGCGCACACCGAGUAUGCGUUUGACCACUUUGUGAAGCGCUCGCCGGCCAGAGUCGUGAACAUCGUGGGCCACAGCUAUGGCGGGCACAUCGUCAACGCGCUGGCGCAGAAGUCGGCCGUUUUCCGCGAGCGCGUGACGCAGAUCGCACUGACCGACUCUACCGGAUCGCUGCGCGGCUGUGACGAAGCGACCCAGAGUUGGCUGAGCGAGCACACCGUCAACUGGGCAUCAUCGGAGGAGAGCAUCGGCACAGCCAUCCAAGAAGCCUCCGGCACGCAGGUGAGAUCCGUGUCCGCUGGCGUAGCGGUUCACGAGCGAACCACCUCAGCUGCCAUGGACUCCAUCUUUGCUCACUUUGCCGAUACCGGUAAUCAUACUAGUGAGUAGUACUGGUUCACCCUGCAUGAUCGAUGGCCAGGUCAAGGAAUGAAUCCAGUGCAUGUAACUCUGAGUCUGAGUUGAUGAAUUGAUGAUGCAGAAAUCACCCGAGGACUGAUAGUUAUCUGCUACAAUUUUUAUUAGUACAAUAGUCAUGUAGCUUGUGCACAUCUACUUGUGAAGUACUUGUCCUAUAGAUCAUUCUCAUCUAACUUUUAUUCUUGCUCUCCAUGCUCAGCCUUUUUAUAUGCACACAUAUUGUUUCUAGUGAAAACUUUCGAGAUGUUGUUCAAGAGCCCGCUGAAUUGACGUGUGUCCUUCUUCUCAGUAUCAUUGUUGAUUUUGAUUCUGGGAGCUUAUUUUCUCUUGAUGUUACUCGUACAGUAACCAUGGUAA